CUCAAUGAAUUCCUAACAAUAGAUAAUAAGUCUUAUCAAGAAAAAUCUACUUAUUAGUUUCAGAAAUAAAGAAAUAUUUAUAGAAGCAUUACUUCCUAUCAUUGUUUCCCUAAUGCUUACAUUUAGAGGUAUUAGUAGUCAUUUUAUCAAAGAAUACCUUUCUGAAAUGAAAUAGUUAAUGCCACUGCUUUAUAGUUUAGCAACAGCAUCAACAUAAAGAUCAAUUCUAAUUAAGUUAGUAGAAGAGAAAAGUAAACGAUACAAAGAACUGCAAAAAGUAAUGAUAUUUUUAAGAUUAGAUUAUGGGUAUGAGUGAAAAUUCUUAUUUAAUUGGAUGGGUUUUGACAGGAUAUAUCAGAGUCAUAAUAGUAUAAAAUAUAGAUUUAUAAUUAGGCAGUAAUUAUAUUUGAAUUGUCUUGGUUUUUGAUGUUUCCAAUAUUUGGGAUAAAUUGGGAUGAUUAAUUUGAUCAAAAUUUUAUAUCAUUGACUUGGCCAUAUUUUCUAUUUUCUAUAGCAGUAAAAUAUUAUAUGAUAUCAUAGUCAAUGAAUCAAAUAUAUUUAUUCUCAAGUUUAUUUAAUGAAGUUAAAAUUGCAGGAGAAAUUUAAAGUUUUUUUUAAAUAGCAAGUGUUUUUUUCAUUUAUUUUACUUUUGUUGACAGUGCAGCAAAGUCUUUUCAAUUUUACUUUAUAUUGAGCAUAUUCAGUCCAUAAUGUAGUAUAGCAUUUACUUAUAUUGCAUCAAUGAAACCUGGCAUACCCACAGAUAUUUUAUCAGCAAAUCUAUUUCCAUCAUAAGAUAUUAUGGAAAUAUAUUCUCCAACAUAUGAGGGAAUAUAGAUGGCAAUAUAAGCAAUUGUAUAUUUCUUGUUUUUUUUAUACUUUGAAUAAGUAAUUCCAAAUGAAUAUGGAGUAUCGAAAGAACCUUUAUUCUUUCUAAGAAGGAACACAGUAUAAAUAAAAGAAAAUGAUUUAUUUGCCUAAUUAACAUCUGAAGAUAAUGAUGUGAGUUCUGCUAUUUAUCAUGAAGAAAUAAAGUAUUCAGUACCACCAAGUAUAAUUAUUAAGAAUUUGUUAAAGAAAUUCGGAACACUGAAAGCUGUUGAUAACAUUUCCCUUUCUCUUUAUGAAUCAGAAAUAUUUUGUUUAUUAGGACAUAAUGGUGCUGGAAAGACAACUGCUAUUAAUGUGUUAACUGGAAUGAUUUCAAAAACUUCAGGUUUAGUUAGUAUGUAUGAAAUGAAUUUAGAUACUUAAUUACCUUAAAUAAGAUAAUCUUUAGGUCUAUGUACUUAAAAAGAUUGUUUAUAUGAAGAUUUAACUGUUGAAGAGAAUUUAUAAUAUAUUGGAUCAAUAAAGGGGAAAGUAAAUUAGUAAGAAAUUCAAGAAAUAUUGAGGAAGACAGAUUUAAUAAAUGAAAGAUCUCUUUAAGUAAAAGUAUUAUCAGGAGGAUCUAAAAGAAAAUUAUCUUUAGGAAUGAGUUUAGUUGGAAAUUCUAAAAUUAUAUUUUUGGAUGAACCUACCUCAGGAAUGGAUGCUUAUUCUAGAAGAUAAAUUUGGUCUAUUUUAGAAAGAAUAAGAGAAGAUAAAAGAACAAUAAUAUUGACUACUCAUCAUUUAGAUGAAGCUGAAAUAUUAGCUAAUAGAAUAGGAAUUAUGUCUAAAGGUUAAUUAUUGGCUGUUGGAACAGCGAAUUUUAUUAAAAAAAAAUUUGGAGAGGGUUAUAAUUUAAAAAUUACAUUUAAUGAUGCAUCUCUAAAAAAUUAAAUUUAUGAAAAAGUCAAUAAACAUAUAUCAGAUUGUUUUUUAGAAACAGAACAUUCAAAUGAAAAUUAAUAUGUUUUCAACAUUCCUUUUACAGCUAAAAAUACUCUAGGAUAAUUAUUUUAGGAAUUAGAAGAAAUGUCAGUUUAAAUUGGUUUAUCAAUGAAAACUCUUGAGGAUGCUUUUGUAAAAAUAGGUAUGGAAGAGGAAGAGGCUCAUCUUACUUAAUAAAGAAAAAGUGAAAUCUAAAUUGCUAGAUAAAGUCUUGGAUUUCCAGCUACUGAUGAGGAUAAUUAAAGAGAGAAUUAAGAAUUCUUAUCUUAUCCCAUUGUAGUAAAAGAAGAUAUUCAAAAUGAUUUUAAAUAAAUACCAGAAUGUUUAUCUAAAGAUCCAUCAUAUUCCUUUAUAAAUUAAAUUUUGGCAAUCUUUUUAAGAAGAUACUAUACUGUUGUAAGAACUACUACAAAUUAUUUCUCUAUAAUAAUUCCUAUGAUUGCUUUUAUCAAUGGACUGGUUGUUGUUGCUAAUGUAAAAUUUUAAGAUGAUAUGUUUAAAAUUUUACCUGAUUAUGUAUUGAAUCAUUUCAAAAUUAAUCUCUUAGCUUCUUGUUGUGUAAUUGCUUUUUGUUUCAAUGCUACAAUAUAUAUUACAUAACCAGUGUUAGAAAAAGAAUUCUUUUUGAAAUAAUCAUUACAAGGAAUGGGAUUAAGAAAUAUGGCUUAUUGGUUAGGUACAUUUCUUUUUGACCUUAUCAUAUUCUUUUUAAAUUUAAUCUUAUUUUUAGUAGUUUCAGCAUUACUUGACUUAAAUAUUGUUUUUGAUAACAUUGGAAGAGCACUUUCAUGCUUUUUAAUAUUUGGACCUAGUUAAAUUUUAUUUGCUUACAUUAUGGGAUUUGUAUUCAAUAAAUUAGAAAGUGCAUUAAAAUUAUUUACAAUAUUUUGUUUUUUCAUUCUUUUUUGUUCACCAAAUAUCGUGAUAGCAUUUUCAUUUUUCUUUUACAAAGAGUUAGAUUAUCCUGAGUUCCUUAAAAAUAUAAUUUAUAUUUUUGAAAUAUUAUUUUCGGUAAUACUUAUUCUUAAUAAAAUAGAUCAUUUCACCAUUUUAUGCAUUUUUUUAAGCCUAUUUGUUCACAGCAAAUAAUUAUAAUUAAGUUGAGAAAUUUUUUUAAGCUCCUUAUUUAUUAAAAACAACAGAAGCUUAUUUAUUAAUUAUAGUAGGAUAGAUAGCAGUAUUUACAGGAAUUUUAGUAUUUCUUGAAAAUAAAAAAUCUUUUAAGAGACAAAACUAAGUGUAGUAAUAAAUCCAAGAGAAUCUAGAAGAAGAGAUUAUUAAUGAAAGAAAUAGAGUACUUAAAGAGGAUAAUAAUGAUCCUAUAAAAUCUAAAUUCUUAGAAAAACAAUAUGUAAAAGGAAAACCAACAUUACAAUAACUUACAUUUAGUGUAAAAAAAGGUGAAAUUCUUGGAAUUAUAGGUCCUAAUGGUGCAGGUAAAUCAACUCUAAUAAAUAUAUUUUCUGGAAUUAAUACUCCAUCAGCUGGUCAAGCUUUACUUAAUAAUUAUGAACCUAAAUAGUAGAUAAUGAAUAUAAUGUAACAUGUUGGAGUAUGUCCAUAAUUUGAUUGUAUAUGGGAAAAUUUAACACCAGUUGAACAUCUUUAAUUAUUUGGAAGAAUCAAAGGAUUAAAAGGAUAAGAAUUAUCGACUGCUGUUUCAUAUUUCAUAAAAACUAUGCAAUUAGAUUUAUUUAUCAAAACUAAAGCUGGUUAAUUAAGUGGUGGUAAUAAAAGAAAAUUAUGUGUUGCUGAUGCUUUAAUUGGUGGUAGUGAUAUUACAUUCUUUGAUGAACCUAGUACUGGAGUUGAUCCUAUAUCUAGAAGAUUUCUCUUCAAUACAUUAAAGAGAAAUAUUCAAUUGAGAGCUUGUUCAGCAAUUAUGACAACUCAUACUAUUGAAGAAGCAGAAAGUUUAAGUGAUAGAAUUGGAAUAUUAAUAGCUGGACAAUUUAAAUGCUUAGGUUCUCCUUAAGAUUUGAGACAGUAUAAUUAUAUCAUUAUAUUAUUAGAAAAUAUGGAAGUGGGUAUCAAAUCUAAGUUAAAUACAUCAAUCCAACUGUGGCUAAAUAUAUUUAAGCUUAAUUUCCUAAAUCACAAUAAGUAGAAGAUAAAAGAGAAGGUUAUUUAAUGUAUUCUAUUCCAAAAGAAGGAUUUAGUUUUUAUCAAUCUUUUAAAUUCUUUUAAAAUCAAUAAUAGGAAGGUCAUAUUGAAGAUUUUUAAAUUGAAGAAAAGUAUAUUCUUUUUCUAUUUUUAGUUCUUUGGAAUAAGUUUUCAUUCAUUUCAGUAAAAUUCAAUAAGAAAUCAACGAGAAAGAAGGAAUUUGCUUUGAUUGA
Paramecium sonneborni is the source of this 4151-nucleotide messenger RNA. The record is from the annotation of a GenBank genome assembly. Lineage: Eukaryota; Ciliophora; Oligohymenophorea; Peniculida; Parameciidae.